GUUUCCAGUAUUCAGAAAUACCUCGCAAUACUAAUAUAUAUCCAGUUGUGGGUGUUGCACGGCGAUGUGAGUUACGCCUGGUGUCAGCAUACUCUUCCCAACCAUCUUUGCAGCUGAUGGCUCUCUUGGUGUACAUGAUAUCUAAAUGUAAGACUAGAGGUUUGCGGCAGGGUUGCAAGGUCCCAAAAAUGCCACAAGGAGCAUCUAUGGAGUGGUUAGGGUCGGUCUCACUGGAAAGAUCCCGUCUUCCCCCUGGAAUGCUGAAAGAGUACAAGAGUCGUUACCCAUGGUUCACUGAGGAACAUUACAUAAAGCCUCGAACUCGUCUUGCAAAUCAUCAGCGACGCCUGAGGCAUAAAUCCCUCAUUCCCAAAGUAGUUCGACUUGCUGAUCCAUUUGAAGCUCCAAAACCAAUAACUUUUGUGCCCGCCCUGGAUAGAUCGCCUAAACGCAUCAUCAGAAGUCGAUAUACAGGUUGUUGGUGCUAUUAUUCGUGUAAGCUAUGACAGAAAAAUCCUAGGAACUCCUGUGUUAUGAUAAGAAAAUGGUACUACAUUAAAAGGAAGCUGUGAAGAUGUAUGAACUUUCAGUUGAAGAAUUCUUUAACAAAGGUGAAGACAGGAUUUAAAAGCUGCUAAAGACAUGGAAAAUUAAGAUGGUUGGAUUAGUGGAACUGAAGGAAAUUUUGCUGAUGAUUCUAGCACAUUUAUUUGUUUUAACCAUUAACCAUUUGCUGAUGGUUAUUAUUUUAGAUUGAACAAUAUUGUCAGAGAAAAAACAGAUAAUACAAUGAACAUAACCCACAUGAUUUUAUGGCAUCUUGUCAUAUCCAAGCACAAUAUUUACAAACUAAGUGACAAGCUUAUAUUAAAGAUAAAUGAAUAUUUUGUGGUUUGGUGAAAAGUUGGCUAUGAUUCUUUAUAUCGGUUGCUGUUUCAGGAGCAUAAUACAAGUAUGGUUUUAUGCAGAUUUUUAAUUUAUACCCAAUUGUUGUGCAAACAUUUUACAGUAUCUGAAGUAUGAUGGACAGUCACCAGAGAAUAUCCAAUGUUAAAUUAUGCCACCCAUAUGCACAACUGUAGUUAUCGUUUAGAAAUAAAUUGUUGCAAUUAU
Penaeus vannamei (Pacific white shrimp) is the source of this 1113-nucleotide messenger RNA. The record is from RefSeq and is a predicted model, not a curated record. Lineage: Eukaryota; Metazoa; Arthropoda; Malacostraca; Decapoda; Penaeidae.